Messenger RNA from Symbiodinium sp. CCMP2592, 3411 nucleotides. Lineage: Eukaryota; Dinophyceae; Suessiales; Symbiodiniaceae. The record is from the annotation of a GenBank genome assembly.
AUGCCAACAUAUGCUAUCUCCCAGCUGCUUUUCCUAUGCUGGUGCUGGAGAGUUCGAGGAGAAUGGGGUCGAUUGGCGGACCUGACAGAUGCCGCCGGCCAUGUCCGCCCGGCGGCACGGUCGGAACACAUCGGUGCUUGGGACGAAUCCAGGCAGGUGCUGCAGAUCCAUGCGGGAAGCAACCUGGAAGGCGACUUGUGGGCCUUCGACGUGGCGUCUGCUACAUGGACUAGGACAAUCACGGCCGAAGUUCCAGCAGCCCGCUCUGCGCAUGCUGCUGGCUGGGAUCCCGCUGGCCAAAGCCUUUGGGUACAUGGCGGAUACAACAGCCAAACAAAAGUGUGGUUUCGGGACAUCUGGAGGUUUCAGUCCGGGCUGUGGACACUUGAAUCCAACGAUGCUGGACCCUGUGGGAGGCAAGCACAUGUUGCAGUUUGGGUUGCCAGCACGUCAUCUCUUUGGGUUCAUGGCGGCUGGACUGGUACUCACCGCUUGUCGGAUUUGUGGAGCUACAACCAGCAGGCCCAUGGGUGGCAGGAGUUAGCACCGCUGUCACCCAGCGGGGCGCCACCGGCACGAUCGCACCACAUUGCCGUUUGGGAUGGGACGAACCAGGUGCUGUGGAUGCACGGUGGCUACAACAGUUCGCUGCUGGGGGACUUGUGGACUCUUGACGCAACGACGCUCAGCUGGGCAGAAAUUCAGUCUGACGGGGGCCCCACGGCGAGGUCAGGACAUGCAGCAGUGUGGGAUGUCGAGAGUCAGCUGCUGUGGCUGCACGGCGGUAACGACGGCAUCCUGAAACGAGACCUUUGGAGAUACGAUCCGGAGAGCAACAUCUGGAGUCUGAUUGCUGAGCAGGCAGGCCCGUCGGGACGCUGGUCACACGUGGCUGCCUGGGACGACCUCAACCACGUCAUCUACAUCCAUGGAGGAUACAAUGGAAGCCUUUGUGGAGACCUUUGGUCGUUUUGGGUCACCACGACCUCGACGACGCAGACAGCGAGCUCUACAUCCAGUUCAAGCAGCCAGACCUCCACUUCAAGCAGCAUCUCGCGGACGAGCAGCAGUUCCAGCAGUAGCAGCAGCAGCUCCACAAGCUCCGCCAGCAGUACCUCAACAACUGCGACGUCUAGUACCAGUGCAUCCAGCAGCUCAAGCUCAACCAGCAGUACGAGCACGUCCCUGACGAGCACCUCGAGCUCCAGAAGCAGCACUAGUCACACCUCCAGUUCCAGCAGCAUCUCGCAAACUAGCAGCAGUUCCAGCAGCAGCACCACCACCUCCGGGACAUCCACCACGGGCACAUCCAGCACAAGCAUGUCAACGACCUCCAGUUCAACCAGCAGCAGCUCCAGCAGCCGAACAUCCAGCAGCACCGGCAGCACGACGGUAACCUUGACAUCCAGCACAUCUUUCACACAAACUAUCAGCACCACCUCGGCAACAAGCACAAGCAGAACUUUCAGCACGGUGACGUUCACUUCAAGUAGCACCACGACGGCUACAACCACCACCACUACACAGUUUGUUGUAUUCUCUCCUUGGCCAGAUUGGCUUCUAGCGGUCAUCAUCGGGGCCAUUCUUUUGAUGUCUGCUACCGUAUGCACUUUCUCUGCUCUUGAAGCGAUCCACCCCUUCAUUUCUUUUCCACCUCCCUUGGAGCCAAGGCCGUCGGCGGCCCCAGAGAGAAAGGGAGGGCAUCGAAGCAGUCCCGUUUCUCCCGUGUUUCCACGGCUUCUUGGUUCCAGAUCGCCAUGUGCUCCUCUGGUGGUUCUGGUUCACUUCCAGGGUGCCACUCGGGUCACUCCGAGGAUCUGCUUGGUUCCAGAGUCAACGGCGCUCCAGCAUCUCCAGCCACAGGCGACGCGAAACGAGCCAAGGGAGCCACAGGCAACACCCAAGCUGCUGCUACCUGCAAGCUUCCUCCAGCGGCAUUCGAGCAAAACUUUGCCGGAUUUGCUGUUCAAUUCAAGCCCGCAAGAUGUCAUAUCCUUUGCACCUUCCCCGGCACCAGCUCCCAGCUUUGCCAGCUUCCAGAGCAGGCAAACCCAGCAUGCCCAGCACCUGCGUAUCCGAGUUAGGUUGCAGACCGAGUGUCCAAAGCAAAGCAGCUCCAGUCAGGCUUGCCGCAGUUGGCCCCGUGUGGAGCUCGUGCGAGAGCCGCCAGCAUGGCCCACGGCAUGUCUCUCCCGAAGAGACACCCAGCCGUGCCAGGAACCCAGUAUGCUUCCGCCAUUGCCACGCCCAAGUGCACAUGCACCGUGCUACAUGUGCCACGUUGUGCAGGGACAGGACCAAUAUCUCCCAUUCCUACCGCCGAAUGUCGGGCAAGAUGGACACACACCACGACCGCCACCAGCGCCACGCCCGACCAGUCCCCCAGCCCUCAGCUUCAUUCGGCUGGAGCCACCUGAGAAUCGACCUCGCGGCCGGCCGAGGAGCCCAGUGAGCCCCGAGGCCCAGCCGACCGCAGCGCAUGUGGCUCCCAGCCGACCACGCGUGGAGCUGGUCCCAAAGUCACGGGUAGUUUUAGUCACCAGCCGCCUCCCGCCGGACAGACCGUUGCCCGCUGAGCCACAGACUCUCAGCCCGAAGAGUCGCUGGCUCGGAUUCUUGUUGGGGGGCCAACUCCAAGGACAGCAGCGUUUGCAAGCCCUGGGCGGCCCUGAGAGCCCUGACACUGCAACACAGCAACAUCCCAACCCUGCCUCCAAUGGCGGCUUCGAUGGCCCAGUCACGACGGCCAAUCGAUCACACGCCGCUGCUUCACAACCUUCUUCUCAGUGUGCAAACAGCCCAGUCGAUUCCAGCAUUAUGCAAGAGCACCUGCCCCACCCAGAUUCCCCCACAUCACACACCGACAGCAGAGUUGCUCGCACGCAGCACACCACUUUACCACAGCAUGCCACUUUGCGACGUUCUCGAAGCGAACCCAUGUGCCUCUGCAUCUCUCCAACGACCCGGGUUCAACACCGCAGCACUACUCCGAAUCAUCAGUUGCUCUCGCAGCCCCCCUACAGCCCAGCUUCCACCCUGCAACCUUCUUUGCGGCUUGUUUCUCCCACAUCGAACUCCACUACACAUACCGCCCACUGCGCCCAGCGACCCAACACAGACAGUUGGAUUCGGCCCGACAACGGGUCACCGGCAUUUACAUUUGGCCAGCAGCGCGCAUCGCUCCCGUCGAGGAUGCGAUGUGGCGAGUCACCCGGGCCAGGUGCAUAUAACGCGGAGAAAAUCAGCUUCGACCGCUACAUGCCGCAAAGACUGGAGCAGUUCAACGACCGCAGACGGAUCGCAAAAGAGUUCGUGGACAAACAGAAAAGGAAAAGGAAGCAGAGGGGAGGCUCACCGUGCAGUGGACAUCAAAGUCAGCAGACCAAAGACAUGUCUGCAUGUUCACAGUGA